Molecule: messenger RNA, 1016 nt
Organism: Pyricularia oryzae 70-15
Lineage: Eukaryota; Fungi; Ascomycota; Sordariomycetes; Magnaporthales; Pyriculariaceae
Product: pre-mRNA-splicing factor ISY1
Exons: 2
Coding region: 202-942 (246 amino acids)
Biological process (GO): generation of catalytic spliceosome for second transesterification step; mRNA 3'-splice site recognition
Cellular component (GO): post-spliceosomal complex; Prp19 complex; catalytic step 2 spliceosome
Source: RefSeq, a predicted model, not a curated record
CCAACGGUAAUGACCCGCGUCUUUCGCCGAUUGUGAAUCCCGCCCCCAAAAAAAGACCCGUUCCGACAAAGUUGCCAGUCCGCUGGUGUCGUGCUUUGCUCAACCUUCAAAUCUAGCCGCCCCGAGGCCUAUUCUGUAUCUGUCCACGACAGUCUUUAGCAUACAAGGUCUCGGUCGCACAGGCGACAACCCGCCGGCAAGAUGGCGCGCAACUCAGAAAAGGCGCAGUCGAUGCUCUUCCGCUUCCGCGAGGCGCAGGCGGCGGACCUGGGCAUCAUCGACGCGGGGCGCACGCGGCGGCCGCGCGCCAUCACGGAGCAGGACUCGAUCCCGGCGUGCGAAAAGUGGCGCGGGCAGGUGCUCAAGGACAUAUCGCGCAAGGUGUCGCGCAUCCAGGAGUCGUCGCUGUCCGACUACCAGAUCCGCGACCUCAACGACGAGAUCAACAAGCUCAUGCGCGAGAAGCACAUGUGGGAGGUGCAGAUUCGGAACCUCGGCGGGCCCAACUACACGCGCGCCGGCGGCGCCAAGGUCUACGACGAGGCGGGCAAGGAGAUUGGCGGCGCCGGCAGGGGCUACAGGUACUUUGGGCGGGCCAAGGAGCUGCCGGGCGUCAAGGAGCUGUUCGAGGCCGCCAGGGCCAAGAAGGGCGACGAGAAGCCCCUCGAGGCCAGGGACGACUUGAGGAAACAGGUCGAUGCCGCGUACUACGGCUACAGCCCGGACGAGGAGGACGAUGAGCUGCUGGCGUAUGAGGCCGCCAAGGAGAAGGAGGCCUUUGAGAACCUCGCCGACAACAGGAAGGGAGAGCAGCUUCCUCCCGGUUGGGAGCCUCUGCCGGGCGAUAAUGGAGACGGGAAGGGUUGGGAAUUGCCAACGGUUGAGGAGGUGCAGCAGGAGCUAAUAAAUCGGAGGAAACAGAGGCUGCUUAAUCAGUUAUAGUUGGCUGAUGCCAUCUCGGAGCUGUGCCUGUGUAAUGUGGGGGGGGGGGGGGGCGUUUGGCGUCUAGGGGCUGC